Tetrahymena thermophila SB210 is the source of this 576-nucleotide messenger RNA. RefSeq lists its product as hypothetical. The transcript has a single exon. NCBI's taxonomy places the organism in Eukaryota, Ciliophora, Oligohymenophorea, Hymenostomatida, Tetrahymenidae. The record is from RefSeq and is a predicted model, not a curated record.
AUGAGUUAAAUUAACAAACAAAUAAAAAAAUAAAUAAAUAAGAAACACAAAAAGAAUAAUAAAAGAAAUAUAUAUUAAAUAAAAGGUAAAAUAAAUUCAAAGAGUUAAUUUUAUUGUUUUAAAUUUAUAAAUAUCACAAUCUAAACAGAAUAAUUUGUUUUUACUAAAGAAAAAGUGUUAAAUUUUAGAGAUUAAUGCACUUUCCUAAUCCAAAACCUAAUCUUAAUGUACCCUCAUCACCAAUUUAAUUUCCUCUUAUUAAAUAGUGAAAGGAAAAAAAGAGUUAAUUAGUUAAAUAAAAGGAAGUAAUAAAGAAAAAAUAAGAAGUAAUAAAACAUUAAUUAAUAAUAAAAGCUAAAGUUGUAGAUUAAAAAAUGGGUUAAACUAACAAAAAAAACAAAGAAAUUAAAGAAAAAAAAAUUUAAACAUAAUUAAAAAAUGAAAAGCUAAUAAAUACAUCAAAAAAGUUAGUAAGUAAUAAAUAUAUUAUUUUAAAUUUAUUUUUAUUUUCAAAAAUAAAUAUAAUAAUUCAAAGCAAAAAAAUAUAUUGUACGAAAGAUCUAAUGUCAAAUUUGA